Eucalyptus grandis is the source of this 3085-nucleotide messenger RNA. Its product is annotated as pentatricopeptide repeat-containing protein At3g22470, mitochondrial-like. The coding region runs from base 81 to 2762 and encodes 893 amino acids. NCBI's taxonomy places the organism in Eukaryota, Viridiplantae, Streptophyta, Magnoliopsida, Myrtales, Myrtaceae. The record is from RefSeq and is a predicted model, not a curated record. Gene Ontology annotation, molecular function: protein binding. The transcript has a single exon.
UCGUUUUAAAGGAAAUCGAAAAGGAGUCUUUCAAGCACCCGUAAGCUGAUAGGAGUCGCCUUGGUUAGGUUUGUGUGUUCAUGGGGCUCCCGUCUUUCUUCUCCUUCGUGCUCAAGAUGCGAUCUCCAGCGAUUCAUCAUCCCAUUCCACUUUCCAUCUCCCUCCCUCAUCUCUCUCGUGCCCGUUUCUCGUUUCGCGAUCGCCGGAGGUUUUCUUCGACCCCUAACCCUAAUUUAGACGACCCGAACCAGCUCUUGAGUUACGUGAGGAAAUUUUGCAGAGCUGGUGGCGGUGGGUUUUCGAGUGUCGACGAUGCCCUGCGUUGCUUCGGUAAAAUGAUCAACACCGACCCUUUGCCUUCCCCCAGGGAUUUCAGUCUUCUGUUGGGUGCUAUAGCGAGGAUGAAGCACUACUCGAUUGCCAUCCGCUUGAUCCAGCAGCUGCAUUCGUUGGGGAUUGAAGACAAUCACUUUUGGCUGAAUAUUUCGUUGAAUUGCUUCUGCCGGUUAGAGCGGGUUGACUUGGGUUUGUCUAUCCUGGGCAGAAUCUUGAAGCUUGGGUUUCCCAUCGAUGUGGUGGCAUCGAACACCCUAAUUGAUGGUUUCCUUAUAAAGGGCGAAACUGAUCGAGCGUUGAGUUUCCUCGAUGAUAUGCAACGAAAAGGUCCAGAACCUAAUGAGACCACGUAUGCAAUAAUCGCCAAGGGGUUAUGCAGGGCAGGUAACACCAGAUUGGCGAUGGAAUUGCUGAGGGACUGGGAAGAGAGAAGCUGCAGCAUCAAUUCCUUCGCAUACAACAUAGUGAUGGAUGGUCUUUGCAAGGAGCGAUUGAUCACAGAGGCACUGAGACUCCACGAAAGCAUGAGUAAGAAAGGCGUCGAACCAAAUGUCGUUACUUAUACCUCCUUGAUCCAUGGUCUGUGCGGUGUAGGCCAGAUGGAAGAUGCUCUGGCAUUGUUGAAAGAGAUGACAAGCGGAGGCAUCCAACCCGACAUAUUCACUUAUAACUCAUUGGUCCAUUGCUUAUGCAACCUAGGCCAAUGGAAAGAUGCUACGGUCUUGAUGGAGAAGAUGAUGGAGGCAGGAAUUGAACCAGACGUGGUUACUUAUAACUCUGUCAUUCAAGGAGUGUGCAAUUCCGGCCAAUUGAAAGAGUCCCAAAGACUGCUGAGUCAUAUGGUGCAAAGCAGAGUCAUGCCGGAUGUUCAAACCUUCACUAUUCUGGUGGAUGCAUAUUGUAAAGAGGGAAUGGUUGUAGAGGCAGAGGCCAUAAUCAACCAGAUGAUUCAAUCAGGUAAAAUGCCUAAUAGUGUCACUUAUAGUACAUUGAUGAAUGGUUAUUGUUUGCAAAAUAGAAUGGACGAUGCUAUGGAAGUGCUUAAUCGGAUGGUUAAAAGAGGCUGCUCACCUGAUGUUGUUAGUUAUUCCACGUUGAUCAACGGAUAUUGCAAAGUGAAAAGAAUGGACAAGACAAAGAUGCUUUUCCAAGAAAUGCUUCAAAGGGGCCUGAUUCCUAACGUCAUAACAUACACCACUCUCGUGGAUGGAUUUUGCAAGGUUGGGAACCUUGAAGCCGCGGCAGAGCUAAUUAACGAGAUGCAAUCUCGCAAUCUCUUUCUAGAUCAUUAUACCUUGAAUGCUUUCCUGGAUGGCUUGUGUAAAAUGCAGCAGAUUGACAAGGCCAUGAUAUUGCUUCGAAAGAUGGAAGAUUCCCAAUUCGUCCCAAACAUUGUGACUUACAGUAUUAUAAUGAAUGGCAUGUGUAAUGCCGGAAAGCUCGAUGAUGCUAAGGGGCUGUUUGAUUGCUUGAAUGCUCGAGGCUUGCAACCUGAUGUGCAGACAUAUAACAUUGUCAUGCAUGGAUUGUGCAAAGGAGGAUGCAUGGAGGAAGCAUAUCAGCUGCUAAAGGAGAUGGAAGGAAAUGGAUGCAUUCCAGAUGGUGUCACUUAUAAUGCAUUGUUGAAUGGUUAUUGUUUGCAAAAUAGGAUGGAUGAUGCUCUGGCAGUUCUUAAUUUGAUGGUUGAAAGAGGCUGCUCACUUAAUGUUGUUUGUUAUAACACAUUGAUUAACGGAUACUGCAAAGCGAAAAGAAUUGACAAAUCAAAAAUACUGUUCCAAGAAAUGCUUGAAAGGGGCUUGAAUCCUGAUGUCAUCACGUACAACACUCUCAUAAAUGGAUAUUGCCAGGUUGGGAACCUUGAAGCUGCGGUGGAGCUAAUUAACGAGAUGCAGUCUCGCAAUCUAUCUCCAAAUCAUUAUACCUUGAGUGCUUUACUCGAUGGCUUGUGUAAAACACAGCAGAUUGACAAGGCCAUGAUAUUGCUUCGAAAGAUGGAAGAUUCCAAAUUGGUCCCAGAUAUCGUGACUUACAAUAUCCUAAUCCAUGGCAUGUGUAAUGCCGGAAAGCUCGACGAUGCUAAGGGGCUGUUUGAUUGUUUGAAUGCUCGAGGCUUGCAACCUGAUGUGCAGACAUAUAAUAUUGUCAUGCAUGGAUUGUGCAAAGGAGGAUGCAUGGAGAAAGCAUAUGAGCUGCUAAAGGAGAUGGAAGGAAAUGGAUGCAUUCCAGAUGGUGUCACUUAUAACACCAUCAUCCAAGGGCUUCUAAGAAAUAAAGAAAAUACGAGAGCAGCACAACUUGUUGGAGAAAUGGUCGAAAGGGGUUUUUCUGCAAACGUAGGGACGAUGGAGUUGUGGGUUAAGUAUCUUGUGACGAAUGGAACUACUUCUCCUUCUUUUUCCAGUCGAACUCUCCAUUGUGUGUGAGAUCUGUCCGCCUUUUCAGCUGAAAUGUGAUGCAGAGUAAACCAGAUCAACGGCAAGUUUUCUUCCACUCAUCAUCUCAUUGAGUCCCAUGUCCCAUUAAUGAAGUUGUUUUAAGUCAGGGAGAUGCUCUCUCUUGCUUCAUUAGGAGGCUUUUGGAAGGGUGGAAGGUGAAGUUUGUUUAUUGGAUACCUAGGUUCUGUAAUAAGUCUCUGUAUCUAACUGGUACAUGGACUCAUCAGUUGGUGCUUCUGGUGCCUAAUAUUUAUCAAACAGGUGAAAUUCAUACAGAUGAUCAAGCGGUGUGAGGAUGUUCUUGAAUUAAA